GUCGCAGCCUGAGGGACUUCGGCGGGGCAGGCCCCGGAGCGGCUCGUCUCCGGCCUCGCUCCCAGCCCGCUCCUCCCGGCUCGCGGGCCUCACGGUAGGGUGCGCGUGCGGGCCGGUGCCGCGGCCGCCUUGGGGCCUGGGCCCAGCCGCACAGGGGCCGCGAGAUGCAGCCGCCGGGCCCGCCCCCGGCGUAUUCCCCCUCGAACGGGGACUUCACCUUUGUCUCCUCGGCCGACGCGGAAGAUCUCAGUGGUUCAAUAGCAUCUCCAGAUGUCAAAUUAAACCUUGGCGGAGAUUUUAUUAAAGAAUCUACAGCUACUACAUUUCUGAGACAAAGAGGAUAUGGUUGGCUUUUGGAAGUUGAAGAUGAUGAUCCUGAAGAUAAUAAGCCACUCUUGGAGGAAUUGGAUAUCGAUCUAAAGGAUAUUUACUACAAAAUCCGGUGUGUUUUGAUGCCAAUGCCAUCACUUGGUUUCAAUAGACAAGUGGUGAGAGACAAUCCUGACUUCUGGGGUCCUCUGGCUGUUGUUCUUUUCUUUUCCAUGAUAUCAUUAUAUGGACAGUUUAGGGUGGUCUCAUGGAUUAUAACCAUUUGGAUAUUUGGUUCCCUAACAAUUUUCUUACUGGCCAGAGUUCUUGGUGGAGAAGUUGCCUAUGGCCAAGUUCUUGGAGUUAUUGGAUAUUCACUACUUCCUCUCAUUGUAAUAGCUCCUAUACUUUUGGUGGUUGGAUCAUUUGAAGUGGUGUCUACUCUUAUAAAACUGUUUGGUGUAUUUUGGGCUGCCUACAGCGCUGCUUCAUUGUUAGUGGGUGAAGAAUUCAAGACCAAAAAGCCUCUCCUGAUUUAUCCAAUCUUUUUACUAUACAUUUAUUUUUUGUCUUUAUAUACUGGGGUGUGAUCUAAGUCAUACAUGGGUAGAAAAAGACAAUGUUAAACUUGUGUGUAGUCUGGGAAUUCUUGCUGAGAUGGUUGAAGAAAACCUGUUGCUGGUAAAAUUUUACAUGUUCCACAUGUAAAGGCAGGUUUGAGGUCUUUUUAAAACCAUAUUUUUUGUAUUUAAUUAAAUAAGCAUUUGCAGUUACCUGAAUUUUUUUUGGUCAGAAUUCCAAAUUCUGUUUGAUUCUUCAUAUUCCAGUGAAUAAAAUAUAAAAGCAUUGUGUUUUUAAGGUUGUGUCAAUAUUCACCUAAAAACUUGUGCCAAAAACACCUGGAAUGGUAAUUAUAUUUCAUUCAAAGGGUAAAUAUGACAGCAUCCUGAUAAUCUAAAAGUGCAAUUUUUUUUAAAGGGUUUUCUCCUGCAUCGCAGAUCCUGUAGAUAUAUAUUUAUAUUUAUACAUAUAUAUUUAUGAAAUAAUUCUUAUUAUCCACAAAAUAUAUUUCUGAAUAGCCUAAAAGUUAAGAUAUUUUAAAUCUGAUGCUUAACCAUUAAUUUGGCCAUUCUUUUUAUUUAUAAAUUCAAAUUGUUUUUUUAAUUGUAUAUAAUUUUAAAAAUCUCAUAUGUGCUUCAGUAUGUCCUUAUUAAGUUCUAAUAACAACUAAAACUAAUUUUAACAAUUGCUGAUACAGAUUUGGUUUGCUUGGGUGUGCUUUGAAAAACCAUUUUUGAAUACCUAAAUACCUGGUUUCAGUUUCGUUUAUCUUUCUGACCAAAGCAACAGGAGGUAUAAUGGAUAUGGCAUUAUAAAAAUUGUUAAUAUGUAGAAAAAUAGUAAUAUUUAUAGCAUCAAUAAAUAUUUUUAAGUGGUACUUCUAAGUCAUAAAAGUUGCUGGAAAGAGACUUUAAAAUCUUGUCCUGAACAAUGUUAUAUGAAGUAGAAAAAAAUAAAAUGCUUCCCAGCUGUGUGUUUUGUUUUAUAACAACUUGUCCUGUAUUACUAACAUGUAUCAGGUCCUCUAACAAAUGUACAGUAUUUGCUAAGGGAAAUACUAAGAAAUUUUGACUAGUGAAAUUUUUAUUCCAAUUAUUUCAUAGACUGUAGGUGUACUUUGUAAAGUAGAUAAAAUAUUUUAUUGAUGUCCAUAAAAUAGCAAAUGCCUGAUAACUAUUAGCAAAUUAUUGUAUUAUCAUUUCUGGUCUCAGCUGGAAGAGGUAACUGCUGUCUUAAAUGUGCUAACAUGACAUGGCUAUACCCAUCUUUAGUAUGUAUUCCUUUAGCAACUAACUGUGUCGGGAAAUAUCCAGCAACUCUGAAACAAGUCUUCAAAUUAGCAAGGUAUCGAGCUCAUCUCUCCUCCUUUCACCCCUCUCCCCCACUAAAAAAAUAAAAAAGGAAAGAAAAAAAAGAAAGAAAACCUGCAGGAAAACUAUGAAGCUAUCUUUGAGACAGGAUAAUGUGAAAAUUACAUAUGAUGAUUUUCUUAAACAAGUUUAAGACAACAGAUAGAAGCACCAGAGGGAUAGAAUUUCUAGAACCUAAAAUAAUAUGAAAUUGUGAGGAAGGAUCAAUAACUACAGAAGCAAUAGCUAUAAAAUAAACAUUUGUCACUUGUAAGGAAUUCCUAAGAUAAGUACUUUGUUAAAGUGGAUUAUAAUAAUUAGUGUUCAUGGUGUUGAACUUGGAAUCUUCCCAAAGAAGCUGAGAAGUUGGUACCAGGGGGUACUAUUUUAUUUAAGCAAUAAGUCAAGGCAUUUUGGGAUCCAUUCUAUCAAAAAGUGGUUUAAUUUUUUUAAGCUAUCAUUUCUUUAAGGUGAAAAGUUUCAUAUGUGGAUCAUGUUUAUUCUCUAAUGAUGUAAAAUAAAAUAAGGUAUUUGUGUCUAAAA
This is a messenger RNA of Canis lupus familiaris (dog), 2762 nucleotides long. It is a transcript of the gene YIPF4, whose product is annotated as Yip1 domain family member 4. NCBI's taxonomy places the organism in Eukaryota, Metazoa, Chordata, Mammalia, Carnivora, Canidae. Gene Ontology annotation, cellular component: membrane; trans-Golgi network. The transcript is spliced from 6 exons. The record is from RefSeq and is a predicted model, not a curated record. Bases 165 to 899 code for a protein of 244 amino acids. Gene Ontology annotation, biological process: endoplasmic reticulum to Golgi vesicle-mediated transport; vesicle fusion with Golgi apparatus.